UCCCACCUUUCUUCCUCCUCUGAGUCAAUCCCUUUGAUCCAAUUUCUCAUCGAUCCAACUGAAAUGGAGACGAGAACCGGCCAAUCAACACCGGCGAUAACUGCGCCGGUCCCGGUUCCGUUUCCUCCGCCUUCUACGCGGCGUCCUAGAGUGAGAGAAGUCAGCUCCAGAUUCAUGUCUCCGGUUGCUUCAUCUUCCGGACAUCAUCAGCCAUCCGUUUCAACUCAGAAGCCGAGAAGGCAGUUAAAACUACCGGAAGGCGACGAGAACCGCCCUCCGGAGACGGCGGCGCGUGGACAAGACUCGCCGUUUCCUCUCGACGGAGGAAAAAACAACCAGCGGCGGAAUCGAUCCAAGCCGUUGAGAGAGGAGAACGGACACACUCUAACGUUGCCGCCGCCUCCGUCUAGGUCUCGAUCGAACCAGCAGCGUCUGCUUACGUCAUCAGCCGCCGCUAGGCUUCUGAGAUUAUCCGUCUCCAUGGACGGUGAAGAAGAAGAGAAACUCAACGAUGAUGAUACGUCGUCGUUUAGGGCUUCGUUGUUGGUUAAAAACGGCGUUGGCUUGUCAUUGCCUCCCGUGGCACCUAACUUGAAGUCUCAAGGAGAUAUAAAGAGACAGAAGAGAGUUUUAGGACAACAAGCGGAUGCACACUCUUUGAAACUGCUACACAACCGCUACUUGCAAUGGAGAUUCGCAAACGCAAAUGCUGACGUCAUAAAACAAGCUCAUAAAGCAGAAGCCGAGAGAAUGUUUUAUUCACUUGGUUUGAAAAUGUCAGAGCUCUCUCAUUGUGUACAUAAGAAACGCAUAGAGCUCCAAGGAUUAGUGAGAGUAAAAGCUCUUAAGGAGAUUGUGGAGCCUCAAGUGCCUUUAUUGGAACAAUGGACAACUCUUGAAGAAGAAUACUCAGGUGCACUAUCGGAAACAUCUGAAGCUUUAUUGAAUGCCUCCUUGCGUCUCCCUCUAGAUGUUGAUAUCAAGGUUUAUAUUGUUCGGAUUAACAUUGUUCCCUUUUGUGUAUCUUUUGCAUUAAUCACUUUUGAUUCUCAAUAUCAGGUUGAGACGAAAGAGUUAGGAGAAGUACUUGCGGUUGCUUCAAAGUCCAUGGAAGGCAUUGUGCAAAACAUUGGACAGUUUUUGCCUAAGACACAAGAGAUUGAGAGUUUGUUGUCGGAACUAGCGAUAGUAAGCAGCAGAGAAAAAGUAUCAGUAGAAGACUGUGGAGUUGCACUGCUUAAGACACAUUCAUCACAUGUUGAAGAUUGCUAUCUUAGAAGUCAGCUUAUACAGCAGCACCACAAGCAAUGUGUAUAAUAAAUGAAUUUGAAGCUCCCUUGCAUAAUAAAUGUAUCACACAAAAGAGUAUAAUAAAAGGUUUUGGUAAAGUCACUGUACUCAAGAAAGCUGAUGAAACUGACGCUGUGGAAGCUAAUAAGAACAAGGCAAUGCUUUCCGCCGCUGAUGAUAGCAAAUGUUGUUCCAAUACAACAAGGUUUUUGUAUUUUGAAAUGUAAAAUUAUAUGUCAAAGAAAACAGAUUUGUUAUAUGUUUCUGAUUCCAGGAUACGUUUGAGAGCAUCAGAUUCAUAAGCAUGAAACUAUUUGAUCUUUGGAAAUGUAAGGCCUUAUAAUCUUUAGGCCCAUAAAAUAGUCCAUUUUAAGUGGUGACUCCAGUGGACCACUGCCCACUGGUGGUGUGUAAUAAUAAUUAGUAGGGCGUUGAAAUGUGAUAAUGAGUCAAUCCCAUACCCGUGACAUGUAGUUGAGCAUAACACUCCAAAAUUCUACUUUGGGACUUUUAAAGAAACCACGAGAUGAAGCCAACUCUUUCUUUGUCUUUUUGAAUAUUGAAUAUUGAAUAUUUCGGUUCUUUUUUUCAAUCCUUUCAAGUAAGAAAAGGUUGUAGUCAAGAUAUUAUCUUAAUUAAACUAACUAACUGAACUUGACCUAUGAUUGUAGCUGUUUUCAUUAAGGUCGUUGGUAUGUUAUAAUUUGGAAAUGACUUAGAGACAUGAUUAUAGACCCAGUUGUUAGACUUUAUAAUUGACCCAUUGUACUUUUUUUAUGGUUAUGUCUAUCUAUAGUAAGCAAUAAAGCUAGCAGAUGUUAUGUACAAAAAAUAAAAUAAAGCAGAUGUUGUUACAAGCAUACUCUGUUUGAUUUGUCUGCAUGUACCAAUUUUGUUUUUUUUUUUCUCAUAUCACGAAUGCGAGUUAUAAUAACGUGUCUGAUGUCAGCGUUCCUGAAUAUCUUGAUAUUAAAUGAUGAAAGUUUGAAUAUAGCAUCUAUAUAUUUACCACCUAUUUCCCCCUAUAAUACCAUGAUAGAAAAAUUAAACUGUAUUUCAUUUGGAAAAUGGAGAAAAUACUUUUCUACAGUCGAGUUAGAAUCCUUGAACAUCAGCUAACAUUUUUUUUUAAUUUGGUUCUUGCUAAUAAUAACAAACGGUUUUAAUACGGCAGAGAGAUGCAAUUUGCACAUGAUUUUCAGAAAUAUAUUGUGGCAAUGAACAUAAAAUCUUCAUAUUUCAAGA
Messenger RNA from Brassica rapa (field mustard), 2535 nucleotides. Its product is annotated as protein ENDOSPERM DEFECTIVE 1. NCBI's taxonomy places the organism in Eukaryota, Viridiplantae, Streptophyta, Magnoliopsida, Brassicales, Brassicaceae. Gene Ontology annotation, molecular function: microtubule binding. Gene Ontology annotation, biological process: spindle assembly. The record is from RefSeq and is a predicted model, not a curated record. Gene Ontology annotation, cellular component: nuclear microtubule; cytoplasm.